AUGGCGCCCCAGCCCGAAAAGAGUCAAUUGAAGCGCGCUCUGCAAUCCGCCGGCGAGGACGACACCGAGUACAAGAAGCCGCGCACCGAGCAAGCGGCUGCCGCCAAGGGCCACGACACGCCGCUGAAGGUGCUCAACGCCGCUUUCCCUUCCCCAGUGACCCAAGGUGGCUCAAGCACGACCGAUGCCUCCAAAGAGGGCACCGCAACACCGCCAUCCAAAAGCGGUGAUGAUGGGCCGGCGGUGGCGGGCAAAGGUCCCGUCGAGAACUCGCAGCGCACCGGUCUGUCAUCGCCGCCCUCAGAUACUCAGCCGUACUCGCAAUUCACAUACCCUCCCGGCCCCUGGUACGAGGUGCAGGACGAGGAGGCCGAGGAUGUCUGGGGAUAUUUAGUGCCCAUGGAUGACAAGUUUGGAGACGUUCUCGUGCUGAGAAAGCGCAGCGCGUGCCCUCUACCUAACCCCCCUCCCCUGCCAUCUGGUAAGGCAGUCAUGAGGAGGGGGUCACUCGAGAAGCAGGAGGAGAAAUACGAAGAGACGAAGCAGAACGAUGGUGUCCCGGCCGGUGGGUAUCUGAUUGGCAGGCACCCGGAGUGCGAUCGUGUCAUCAAAUCGUCGCUAGCAAUUUCGAACCGCCACUGUCUGUUUUUCUCGGAACACAAGGGCGGUGGCGCCGUUGCAGUGCUCGAAGACCUCUCGGCCAAUGGCACAUUUGUCAACGAUGCAAUUGUUGGUCGCAACAAACGGCGGGAGCUCCACGAAGGCGACCAGAUCCACAUCGUCGAUGAAGCCAAGUGCAUGUUCCGUUACCCGCGCAGCAAACGCACAGCGAACGGCUUCAGUGAGCAAUACAGCGUUCAGGAGCAGCUCGGCAAAGGUCACUUUGCAUCUGUCUAUCUUUGCAUCGAAAAGUCAAGCGGGAUGCGGUUUGCCGUCAAGAAGUUCGAGAAACGCAGCGGUGCUUCCGAACGGUCCAAGGUGGAAGGCUUGCAGCAGGAAAUUGCCGUCCUGAUGAGCGUCAGCCACCCUUCGCUCCUGUGCCUCAAGGACACGUUCGACGAGGCGGAUGGCGUUUACCUUGUUCUGGAACUCGCUCCAGAAGGAGAACUUUUCAACUGGAUCGUGAUGAAGCAAAAGCUGUCCGAAGACGAAACAAGGAAGGUGUUCGUGCAGCUGUUUCAAGGAGUCAAAUACCUGCACGAACGAAACAUUGUACACAGGGACAUCAAGCCAGAGAACAUCCUGCUGGUGGACAAGGAGCUGAAAAUCAAACUUGCUGACUUCGGCCUUGCAAAGAUCAUUGGAGAGGAAUCCUUCACGACGACGCUGUGCGGCACGCCUAGCUACGUUGCCCCCGAGAUUCUUGAGACGUCAAACCAUCGUCGCUACACCCAUGCCGUCGAUGUUUGGUCCCUCGGUGUCGUCCUCUAUAUUUGUCUUUGCGGAUUCCCGCCGUUUUCUGACGAGCUUUGCACCCGGGAGAAUCCCUAUACAUUGUCUCAGCAAAUCAAGAUGGGAAGAUUCGAUUAUCCUAGCCCAUACUGGGACUCGGUCGGCGAUCCUGCCCUGGAUUUGAUUGACAGGAUGUUGACGGUCGAUGUCAACAAGCGCAUCAGCAUUGACGAGUGCCUUGAGCACCCAUGGACCCGCAAUGCCUGUGGGCCAACCGCAAGCAUUGACUCAACCGAUGGCUUGACCGGAGCUUUGGGCAAUCUCGAUUUUGCCAAGCGCAAAGUCAAACGCGAGCGAACGCUUUUGAGCAGCAUCAAUGACGUAAAGGUCAGCAGAGUGGUGGAGCUCGCGAGCGAUGCUCCACCGCUCAAGAUCUACGAGAAGAACGGCAACAGCUCACAAAGCAAAUCGCCGUCAAAGGCCCGGAAGGCCAAGAAGGAGGACACUCCGUCGAAAGAGAGAAACGAGGCGGAAUUCAUGGAAAUGGGCGGCAAAGGCGACGAGACGCUCUACGGCGACGAGACGAGCAGGUACCCCGGGGCGUGA
This is a messenger RNA of Diplodia corticola, 1998 nucleotides long. Its product is annotated as camk rad53 protein kinase. Gene Ontology annotation, cellular component: nucleus. The transcript has 4 exons. Bases 1 to 1998 code for a protein of 665 amino acids. Gene Ontology annotation, biological process: protein phosphorylation; mitotic DNA damage checkpoint signaling. NCBI's taxonomy places the organism in Eukaryota, Fungi, Ascomycota, Dothideomycetes, Botryosphaeriales, Botryosphaeriaceae. Gene Ontology annotation, molecular function: protein binding; ATP binding; protein serine/threonine kinase activity. The record is from RefSeq and is a predicted model, not a curated record.